Molecule: messenger RNA, 1597 nt
Organism: Notothenia coriiceps (black rockcod)
Lineage: Eukaryota; Metazoa; Chordata; Actinopteri; Perciformes; Nototheniidae
Product: platelet endothelial cell adhesion molecule-like
Exons: 12
Coding region: 23-1519 (498 amino acids)
Biological process (GO): immune response; cell surface receptor signaling pathway
Cellular component (GO): external side of plasma membrane
Molecular function (GO): transmembrane signaling receptor activity
Source: RefSeq, a predicted model, not a curated record
GAGAGUCAGUGUUGAUGUGAAGAUGGGACACACUUUGCUCUGCGUGCUGGGGUUAUUCUUGCUGAACACACGUCUACAAUGCUGUCACGCUGAAGAUGCUUUGACUCUAAAGACCAACUGGUCCACUUCAUACACGGGGGAAACUGUUACGCUCGCAUGUGACAAAAGUGACGGCCAAGACACUGACUGGAGUUACACCUUCACCAGGAAUAAUAAUAAACUUGAUUUCUGCAAAACAAAGAAGUCUUCUUGCUCCUUCAAGCUAAUGAAAAACGACACAGGCCAAUACCAGUGCAGUGUUUUUCAAACAAAGACACAUUCUACAAACCAGAGUAAUAUAGUCAGUCUGACUGUAUUAGAUAAUCCAAAACCUGCUCUCAACGUGUCUCGUUCAUGGCUGAGUCCUGGAGCCUCCGUCACUCUGAACUGCAGUGUUACAGAUUCAGCAGCAGGGUGGAGGUUUUACUGGUAUAAGGCCGUCGCCAAUCUGUCUAUCAACUCCAACUACAGCUAUGAGCUACUACCCGGCAAGAGCAAUGGGACUGAAAACAAUACCUACGUUGUUAAUGGACAGACACACACAGCAGGGUAUGUGUGCAGGGCUGGAAGAGGAAACCCUGUGCAUUACUCUUGGUAUAGCAAACCAAAGUUUGUCUGGUCUGGAGAUUCUCAUGCACCAUCAGUCAAAGUGAGUCCUGACAGAGUGCAGCACUUUUCCUCAGAGCCUGUGUCACUGAGCUGUGAGGGGAACCAGUGGAGAGUGGUGAGGUUCACUAAAGCAGGCCAUCUGUCAAACUGCUCUGACUGGGGCAGAAAUAACGGAUCCACAUGGACCAUCACUAAUCUGACAAACAAAACAGCGGUGUACUGGUGUGAGUUUGCAUCUGGUCAAUUCAGCAAUGCAGUCAACAUUACUCUACAAAGUGAUAUUAUCCUGGUGAGCCCUGUCCAUCCUGUGACUGAAGGAGAUUCUGUUCAUCUUAGUUGCAAAGUGAAGAACGGAUCAUUAUCUUCUAAUGUUUCUUUCUAUCGAAAUAAUACUUUCCAAAAGUAUACCAGGGCUGAGCUGAGGAUCUCUGCGGUGUCAAAGUCAGACGAAGGCUUCUACAUGUGUCGAGACGCAGAGAAAAAGUCAGCACAGAGUUGGUUGUCAGUAAAAUCAGCAGCCAGUCCUGAAAACAUGAAGAGACCAUGUACUCUGCUACUGAUCAUUGGGUUGGUUUGUGGGAUUGUUGUGUUCAUUCUCCUGCUGCUAUUCUGUUACUGCAUGAAGUCCAAAAAUUCAAGCUUUGCAAGGACCACACUGUUUCAGAGAACCAAUCAGGGCUUUGCUCCAGAUCAAGUGGUUAAUCUGAAUGAAACUCAACCGCAGCUUCCUUCCUCUCAUCUCCACGAUCAAUCCGGCGAUGUCACUUACUCUUUGAUUCACCUUAAAGACAUUAGAAAGACCGAAAACUCCUCUGCUGCAGAAGAAACGGUUUAUUCUGAAGUGAAACUAGACAAAGCUCCUGGUCCUUGAAGACGUGUUUUUUGCUUAUUUUGUAUCAAAUUAAAAAUGUGUUUGUAUUUUUAAAGUGGAUUGAUACUGCAUGUUUGU